AAUAAAUUCUGCCAUAAAUAUAUUUAUUAAAAAGUAAUCUAAAAAUUCAGAUUUAUUUAAUUAUCUGCCUCCAGCUCUAACCCGCUCCUCCUUAUAUUAUUUUUCUGCUUUUUGCUUUUACAAUUUUUUUCCCUUUUCCCUAGGGUUUUAUUCAGCGCAGCCGGCUAAAGGGUGAUGGAAGUUACACAGGUGCUUUUGAAUGCACAAUCAAUAGACGGAACAGUACGAAAGAAUGCUGAAGAAAGUUUGAAACAGUUUCAAGAGCAGAACCUUCCUGGUUUUUUGCUUUCGCUUUCUGGAGAGUUGGCUAAUGAGGAGAAGCCUGUGGAAACACGUAAAUUAGCGGGUUUGAUACUUAAGAAUGCAUUGGAUGCUAAGGAAGAACACAGAAAGUUUGAGCUUGUUCAAAGAUGGUUGUCGUUGGAUGGCAAUGCAAAGAGCCAAAUUAAGGCUUCUUUACUUACGACCCUAUCUUCUAUUGUGUCUGAUGCUCGAUCAACUGCAUCGCAAGCAAUUGCCAAGGUCGCUGGCAUUGAGUUGCCACAGAAGCAGUGGCCUGAGUUGAUAGGUUCACUUUUAUCAAAUGUUAAUCAGCAACCAGCUCAUGCUAAGCAAGCCACUUUGGAAACUCUUGGAUAUUUGUGUGAGGAGGUCCCUCCUAAUGUUAUUGAUCAAGAUCAAGUAAAUAAAAUACUUACAGCUGUAGUUCAAGGUAUGAGUGCCUUGGAAGUAAACACUGAUGUGAGGCUUGCUGCCACAAGAGCACUUUACAAUGCAAUCGGAUUUGCUCAAGCGAAUUUCAUCAAUGACAUGGAGCGUGAUUAUCUUAUGAGAGUUGUUUGUGAGGCAACCUUGUCCCCCGAAUCGAGGAUACGGCAAGCAGCUUUUGAGUGUUUGGUCUCCAUUUCAUCAACUUACUAUGAGAAACUGGCUGCUUAUAUUCAGGAUAUUUUUAAUAUUACGGUAAAGGCUGUGAGGGAAGACGAGGAACCUGUUGCCCUUCAAGCUAUUGAAUUCUGGAGUUCAAUAUGUGAUGAGGAGAUAGAUAUUUUGGAGGAAUUUGGAGUUGAUUUCACUGGGGAUUCUGAUAUUACUUGCUUUUACUUUAUCAAGCAGGCUCUUCCUGCCCUUGUUCCUAUGCUUUUGGAGACGUUGCUGAAGCAGGAAGAGGAUCAGGAUCAAGAUGAAGGGGCUUGGAAUAUUGCAAUGGCUGGGGGAACUUGUCUUGGUCUGGUUGCACGUACUGUAGGAGAUGAUAUUGUUUCUUUUGUUGUGCCUUUUAUUGAGGAGAAUAUACAAAAACCAGAUUGGAGGCAGAGAGAGGCAGCAACUUAUGCCUUUGGUUCAAUCUUGGAGGGCCCUUCUCCUGAAAAGUUGAUACCUCUUGUGAAUGUUGCCCUAAACUUCAUGCUAAGUGCUUUGACAAAGGACCCUAGUAGCCAUGUCAAAGACACUACUGCCUGGGCCCUUGGACGAAUCUUUGAAUUUCUUCAUGGAUCAGCUGUGGGUUCAACUGUCAUCACUCAGGAAAAUUGCCAACAGUUGGUCACUGUUCUGCUGCAAAGUAUGAACGACACUCCAAAUGUUGCUGAGAAGGCUUGCGGUGCUCUGUAUUUUCUUGCUCAAGGUUACGAGGAGGUGGGCCCAUCGUCUCCUUUAACUCCUUUUUUCCAGGAAAUUGUGCAGUCCCUUCUCACUGUCACUCAUCGAGAAGAUGCUGGGGAAUCCCGGCUGAGGACGGCUGCCUAUGAGACUUUGAAUGAAGUGGUGAGGUGUUCAACAGAUGAGACAGCUCCAUUAGUGUUGCAGUUGGUGCCUGUCAUCAUGAUGGAGCUUCAUAACACUCUUGAGGGGCAGAAUCUGUCAUCUGAUGGGAGGGAGAAGCAAAGUGAAUUGCAAGGGCUUCUUUGUGGGUGCUUACAGGUCAUUAUCCAGAAGCUUGGUUCAUCAGAACCAACCAAGUAUGUGCUCAUGCAGUUUGCAGAUCAGGUAAUGGGGCUUUUCCUAAGGGUUUUUGCUUGUAGGAGUGCGACUGUGCACGAGGAGGCCAUGCUUGCAAUCGGAGCCCUUGCUUAUGCAACUGGGGCAGAUUUUGCGAAGUACAUGCCAGAGUUUUAUAGGUACUUGGAAAUGGGUCUUCAGAAUUUCGAGGAAUACCAAGUCUGUGCUGUCACAGUUGGUGUUGUGGGUGAUAUUUGCAGGGCAUUAGAGGAAAAAAUUGUUCCUUACUGUGACGAGAUUAUGACACAACUUCUCAAGAAUUUAUCAAGCAAUCAGUUGAAUCGUUCUGUGAAGCCUCCCAUAUUUUCAUGCUUUGGUGACAUUGCAUUGGCAGUAGGAGAGUAUUUCGAGAAGUAUUUAAUGUGGGCCAUGUCUGCUCUUCAAAGAGCAGCAGAGUUAUCCACCCAUGUAGCAGGAGAUGAUGAAUUGACAGAGUACACAAAUUCGCUGAGAAAUGGAAUUCUGGAGGCAUAUUCUGGGAUAUUCCAAGGUUUUAAAAGCUCUGCAAAAACCCAGCUCUUGAUUCCUUAUGCACCUCACAUCCUCCAGUUCUUGGAUGGCAUAUACAUGGAGAAAGACAUGGAUGAUGUGGUCAUGAAGACUGCCAUUGGUGUCCUUGGAGAUCUCGCUGAUACAUUGGGAAGUCAUGCCGGUUCUUUGAUUCAGCAAUCUCUUUCAAGCAAAGAUUUUUUAAAUGAAUGCUUGUCUUCAGAAGACCUUAUGAUUAAAGAAUCUGCUGAAUGGGCCAAGUUGGCCAUUAGUCGUGCUAUUUCUGUUUGAUAGUAUUGCCAUUCAGCGCAUUUAUUUUCUGUUGGAAGUCCAUGCAUUUGGGUGUGUUGUGUUGAGGGUCUGGGAUUGCAUGUUUCAAGUCGUCACUAUUUUGAAGACAACAGAAGUUGUUAUCGGC
Messenger RNA from Gossypium raimondii (Peruvian cotton), 2908 nucleotides. Its product is annotated as importin subunit beta-1. Gene Ontology annotation, biological process: protein import into nucleus. NCBI's taxonomy places the organism in Eukaryota, Viridiplantae, Streptophyta, Magnoliopsida, Malvales, Malvaceae. Bases 175 to 2781 code for a protein of 868 amino acids. The transcript has 3 exons. The record is from RefSeq and is a predicted model, not a curated record. Gene Ontology annotation, molecular function: small GTPase binding; nuclear import signal receptor activity. Gene Ontology annotation, cellular component: cytoplasm; nucleus.